AUUGUUUUUUCCGACGGAUUUCGUAAGAUUUGAUAUCGUUGGCAACAGCUUUCCAAUUUGGCAAUUUCUUUCUUUCUUUCCUUCCUUUUUUUUUUUUUGUUGGUUUGGGAUAUAUACAAACAACUGUACGUGUAUAUAUCGGCACACACCUAUAUAUAUCUAUAGUGAGUUUGUGGUUUGGAGUGGGGGUGAGAGUUGCAAUUGCGAUUGUCAGCUACAAUGGUGCACACACUGUUCGAAUGGCGAUAUGGUGGUCACCAGGUUUCUCUCUGCGGUUCGUUUAGUGGGUGGACUGAGAUACCUAUGAUUUUGCUGGAGGGUUCCUCCAUGGUUUUCCAGAUAAUUUGUGAUCUUCCUCUGGGUUAUCACCAGUACAGAUUCUUGGUUGAUGGCGUAUGGCGAUUCAACGAUUCAGAUCAAGGGUGUUGUAUUCAGGAUGAGUAUGGAACUAUUAACAACAUUAUUCUUGUUAAGUCUUCAUCAUCAAAUGGCCCACUUCCUGAACCAGUGCCGCGACCAUCAGAUAAUGAGAUAGAUGUAUCUCGCCAUCGGUUAUUUAGGCAUCUGUCGUCUUAUACGACAUAUGAGUUGAUUCCAAAUUCAGGCAAGGUUUUUGGAUUGGAUGUUGAAUCAGCCAUGAAAUAUGCCUUCCAUGUUAUGUACGAAGAGGGACUUGCUAUUUUGCCUCUCUGGGAUCAAAAUAGAAGACAAAUUUCGGGGAUGUUAACCGCUUCUGACUUCAUUUUGAUUUUAAUAGAGCUUCAUAAAUCUCGUACAAUGCUGAGUGAUGAACAGCUUGAAAUGCAUACAAUUUCUGCUUGGAAACAUGGAAAAUGCCAACGUCUCAGAGAAGUGGGUGGGACAACACUGUCACCAUAUAGAAGGCCUUUAAUUCAAGCUGGUCCUGAUGAAUCUCUAAAAGAUGUAGCUUUUCGAAUUCUGCAAAACAAGAUAUCUACUGUGCCCGUGCUACAUGCUGCAGAAGAUAUAUGCAGGCACUUUAGAAACCGUCUGGAAGAUCUGCCUCUUCUACAACAAUCUGUUUGUAAUCUGCCAUUAGGUACAUGGACAAGCGAAGUUGGAAGAGCAAGUGGUCGUCUACUGCUAACUUUGCGUCCCAGCGACUCUCUUAGUUCCGCCUUUAAUUUAUUUAUAGAAGCCCAAAUAAGUUCAAUACCCAUUGUCGAUGAUAACGGGGCCCUUUUAAAUAUGUACUCUCAGAGUGAUAUCACUUCACUAGCAAAAGGUAGUGUGUAUGCUCGCAUUCAGCUUGAUCAAACAGUUAUGUCUCAAGCGAUCGAACUGGUAGGUGGGCCAGCUUCUGGUAGAUAUCGGACAUGCACACGGUCUGAUUCCUUGUAUAGUGUCAUGGAGAGCCUUUCAGAUCCAGUGGUGCGGCGCCUUGUUGUCGUUGAGGCUGGUAGCCAGAAGGUGGAGGGAAUAAUCACGUUAAGAGAUGUAUUUAACCUUAUUUUGAGCUAAAUUUUCUCGUAAAUUGUUUCCCUGCCAUUGUGGUUUGCUCUACUUUUUAAUUAACGGGAACUUCUAUGUCAAUUGAUCUGCUGAAUAAUUUUAUCCCCGACCUUCUUGUUUGCUCCCCCCCCCCCCCCCCCCGGCGCCUUUGGAUUGGGGUGGAAGAGGAUUGGAAGCAAAGAAAUCAUAGUUACAGUAGGUGAACUGUAAAAAGCAGCCAGAAAGGGUAUGUAAUGGCUGAAGGAAUUGCCCAUUUUUCAGGCAUAAUUCUGAUCACCACAGUUUCACCAGUCCAGCAAUGGCAUGGACCAGCAUUUGUAGCAUGUUGUUCUCUAAACCUUUAAAAAAGAGAAGAGCAGUGCACAAGACCAUCUGUUAUUGUGAGGUCUAAGAAGAUUUAUGUUUGCAGACUUACUUCCGC
Messenger RNA from Ilex paraguariensis (yerba mate), 1894 nucleotides. The record is from the annotation of a GenBank genome assembly. Lineage: Eukaryota; Viridiplantae; Streptophyta; Magnoliopsida; Aquifoliales; Aquifoliaceae.